Emericellopsis cladophorae is the source of this 329-nucleotide messenger RNA. RefSeq lists its product as uncharacterized. NCBI's taxonomy places the organism in Eukaryota, Fungi, Ascomycota, Sordariomycetes, Hypocreales, Bionectriaceae. The record is from RefSeq and is a predicted model, not a curated record. The annotation marks the transcript as partial. The transcript has a single exon.
AUGCUUAUGAACGCACCCACCGCCGCGGCCAUUCUGGCCUUCACCUCUAGGGCCAUGGCCGCCCCCGUGACCGGCAACACCAACGUUGAAGCUCGCGAGGCUGUGCCCCCUCCCGAGGUGCUUGCCGAACUUGGUUUGAAUGUUGAGCUUGGCGACACCGAGAAGCGUGAUGGCGGGAUUCUCGACUUGAUCGCCAACCUCGACGGCAAGCCUGGAGAAAAGCGUGACGGCGGGAUUCUCGACUUGAUCGCUAACCUCGACGGCAAGCCUGGAGAAAAGCGUGACGGCGGGAUUCUCGACUUGAUCGCUAACCUCGACGGCAAGCCUGG